GGCUGCACAACUAAGAUGCCCUAGUCCCUUAUGUUUAUCCUAACAGAGUUUCAGCAGCGUCCCGCUGGACAGCUCCAGGAGGCAUUGCCACAGCGGUUCUUAGCUCUUUUCCCCUAAGAAUUCAGAAAGAAAUUUUGUUUGCAGGAAAGCUCUAAUUCUCUCCCUCCUCCCCACCCCACGUCCCCAACUGCUCCCCUCUUUCCUACUCCCAGCCCCUGCUGAGAUUCGCAGCACCAGGAAGAAUUACUUUACCAGUUUCCAGGUAGACAAAACCUGCACUUUGAGAAAAGGAAUUAAAGCAUCUGUCACAGAAUGUUCUUUCUUAUGAUAAUUUUUGCAGGAUACUUUCUCUGGUGACAGAAACUUGACGAAGAGAGGAAAGCUGACCAAACUCAUCAAGUCUUUUCCUCUUCUUUCCUCAGUGUUACAGAACGCACGAAAAACUGAAGUGGAUUUUCCAGUAGUUAAGACUAUGGUUACAAAAUCUCUUUUUAACCUUUCCCUGCAAACCGAUGGGAAUGAGAGCAAUUUGUUUCCGGAGGUCUUCGAGGCAGAUUCCUUGCCUUCCUCAGAACAGGGCACAGCGGAGUUCGUGAUCCGCUGCGUAAUCCCGUCAUUGUACUUGCUUAUUAUCACAGUGGGUUUGCUGGGCAAUAUCACCCUAAUGAAGAUCUUCAUCACUAACAGUGCCAUGAGAAGUGUUCCUAACAUCUUUAUCUCUAGCCUAGCUGCAGGAGAUCUGCUGCUUCUGGUGACCUGCGUGCCAGUGGACGCCUCUCGCUACUUCUUUGAAGAGUGGAUGUUUGGGAAAGUGGGCUGCAAACUUAUUCCCGCCAUACAGCUUACCUCAGUGGGAGUUUCUGUGUUCACUCUUACCGCGCUUAGUGCAGACAGAUAUAAAGCCAUUGUGAAUCCUAUGGAUAUCCAGACAUCAGGUGCAGUUCUGUGGACCUGUGUGAAAGCCAUUGGCAUAUGGGUAAUUUCUGUGCUGUUAGCAGUUCCUGAAGCAGUGUUCUCUGAAGUGGCACAUAUCAGUAGUAUGGAUAAUGGCAGCUUCACAGCAUGUAUGCCAUACCCACAGACCAAUGAGUUACAUCCAAAGAUUCACUCAGUGCUGAUUUUCUUGGUCUAUUUCCUCAUACCUCUUGUUAUCAUAAGUAUUUAUUAUUAUCAUAUUGCUAAAACAUUGAUCAAAAGUGCACAUAACAUCCCUGGAGAAUACAAUGAACAUUCUAAAAAGCAGAUGGAAACAAGAAAACGCCUGGCUAAAAUUGUCCUGGUUUUUGUGGGCUGCUUUGUGCUUUGUUGGUUUCCAAAUCAUGUGCUCUACAUGUAUCGAUCUUUUAACUACAAAGAAAUUGAUCCAUCCCUUAGCCACAUGAUUAUCACCUUAGUAGCUCGAGUGUUGAGCUUCUGCAACUCUUGUGUCAACCCUUUUGCACUUUACAUGCUCAGCGAGAGCUUCAGGAGACAUUUCAAUAGUCAACUUUGCUGUGGGAGAAGAGUCUAUAGGGAGAAAUCCACCAGCUACCUGCUUAGCUCCUCUGCUGUGCGAAUGACUUCUCUGAAAAGCAAUGCUAAGAACACAGUGACCAAUUCUGCCUUCUUGAAUGGGCACAGCGGGAAGCAGGAAAUGUCUCUGUGAUUCCAGUCAUUUGACUCACUACUUGAAAGAACCCACUCUAUAUAAUUGCUGAGCUGAGCAUGACUAAACAAUUCUUUCCUUCUUCCUACAUUUGUUCAAGGAAUUCAUUAGAGGAUUGAUCACUGUUGACUCAGAGAAGGCAAGGCAAACAAGACAAGUCUUUUUCUUUGAAUGGGUUCUUUAAUCACAUUCAACAAAUGGAUUGCCCACGUAGAGAAAGACUGAAGAGCAGUAUUAAAUUCCUUCCAUAUCCUCAACCCACAUCUUCCCUGACCCCACAAAAAAUCCAACAACCUGAUAAAACCCAAUAUUACAACUAUGAUUUAAGCGAUUGCUAUAGUUGGCUGCAGUGUGUUUUCCCUUAGCAAUGUUUUUUUUUUUUUGAGAGGGAGGAAUGUGACAUGAAUUUUUAUGUUUCUUAAGAUAUUCCAUAAGGGAUCAUAUGACACAGAGAAUCAUUUUUUUAGAGAGAACUUGCCAUUUCUGGUAUAGGCCACAUUGACAGUUGUUUACUUUGGAUAAUUCAUGGAUAAUGGUGCCCAUAUAUGUACAAAAUGAAAGUUACUUCAAAUUUGGACACACAUUCAAAAAUGAUGACAAUAGCCAUUGAAAAUCUGGUGACUGUGUCAGCAUAACAUCAUUUCCAACCUCCCAAAGUUUGUCUUCUAAGAUGACAUGCCAUUUUUAACAGUAAAAAGAAAUAAAAACAACAAUAAUUCACUAAAUGAUGAAUUAGUUUAAGGCUUAGUACCAUCUGUACUAAAAAGCGGAAUUCUUUGUGAUGAAUGUUGGUGAUGAAGUUGCCCUUGAGGCUAUGAUCAACUACAUACAUCUAUUGUCUCUUGAGAACAAAAGUUACAGGAACUCUGCCAUUCCUGUCAGCUUCUGAACAACAACAACAACAAAAGAUUAAAAAUCUAUAUUCUGAUGAACUUGCUUUAUGUUUCACAUUUCAUAGGAUUAUAGAAUUAAAGUUAGAAGGGAUUUUAGAGGUCAUCUAGUACAAUAUCAUUUCAUAAAUAUGAAAACCAAAACCCAGAGAGAUUAAGUGACUUUGCUUAAGAUCACAUAAAAAAGAUGCCAUAGUCAAAAUUUGAACCCAAGAAUUAUGAUUCCAAAUUCAAGAUGCUAUCCACUAUACCAUAGUACCUCAUAAUCUGUUGUGAAUUGGCAUCUAUUAUUUUUAACAUAAAAGUAAAUAUGGUCUUAAUUAAAUAAUCCAGUUUCCUAUCAAGAAUCAGAAAGCCUUAUCUUUGAAUCAACCCACUGUAAAAUAUUGUUGUUUCCAAAUGACACAUAGCACAAAUGAGUUAGAUUAUUUAAGUUGUAAAAAUGAUAGUGCUAAGGGACUGUAGUGCAAAUGGUAAAAGAUUUCACCCUCACAAUUCAUCAUAAGAAAUAUAGUUGUUGACUUUUAUCUCAUUCAAACAUUGCAUGUAGUUGAACUCACUCCCUCACAAGUGUUGGAUAUUCAUGUAGUUCUAAUUAUUUGGAUGUUUUCCCUUAUAUUGACCUGAAAUCUGCCUAUUUAUAAUUUUCAUCCACUGACCUAAUUUCUUUUCUUGAGAAUAUAUAUAAAGGCCUACACUUGGGUUCAAAAACUCCACUACAGGGGGCACCUGGGUGGCACAGUGGAUUGAAAGCCCAAAGAUGGGAGGUCCUGGGUUCAAAUCUGGACUCAGACACUUCCUAGCUGUGUGACCUUGGGUAAGUCACUUGACCCCAUUGCCUAGCCUUUACCACUCUUCUGCCUUAGAACCAAUAUACAGUAUUGAUUCUAAGACAGAACGUAGGAUUUAAAAAAAUCCACUCCAUACAUAACUACAGAAUUAGAGAGAUUUGUCCUAUGAAUAUCUUUUCCCUUUUUGAUUAUAGGAAAUUUUAAAGGCCAAAUGGUCCCUUUUUUUUUGGGUCUUGUAAUUUCUGCUUGACCAGCCAAUUGUUUCUUAUUAGUCAGAAUUAGUUUCAGGUUAACACUUCACUAGAUACAGUCCUUUACUUUGUGGGAACUAAAAUUGUUAUGAUAUAGCAUUUUUGGCAGAUGUCUGUGUAGUUAAAAUACUCAAUCAUAAGUAUAUUUAACAUCUUUUCCAGUUUUAUGAUUUGUAUCAGUAAUUCAUCAUCCAUUUCCUCCAUCCAUCAGGGUGGUUUGGAUUACAUUCUUAUGAAGUAAUUUGUUUUUCUUGUAUCUUCACCAAAAUGUUUAUUGCCAUACUUUAAAUUCUUGAAUUUUUAUAUAGGAAUAUGUUUAAACAACAAUAAUACACUACUGCCCUUUAAAUUGGAUUUGUUUCCUUAAAUUCAAUUCAACAAUUAUUAAGUGACUACUAAAACCAUAGCACUUUCCUAGGCACUGAAGAUACAAAGCUUAAGAUGAAAAUUUCCCUGAAAUGGACAUAUUUCAGUCAUGAAUCUUUUCCCACAAAGGCUCAACAAUAUGAGGGUGUUUAUAAUUUGUGUGUUGAAAUUUCAAUUUGACUUAUUAUUUAUAUUCUGUGCUUUUAAAUAAACAUCUGAAGAUGUCAGGGCUUUUCCUGUCCCUCUUCAUGGUUAUUUUCUCCUGUGAAAAAUGGAAAAUUUCAACUAUGUUACACAAGUCUCUCUUCUUAUUAUAUUUUUGUAUUCUCUGUAGGAACACGUUUAUAAUUUAUCUGAGGUUUCCUCUUCACUUAGCCUUUUAAUUUUAAAAAUCCUUUAAUCAUGUCAGCAAGACUCUGGCCAAAUAUAGUUUCCUCAGUUAUCAGGAAAUAUCCUUCAUCCUUAGUCAAGAAUUUGUCAUUUCAAUAUUUUAAGUUAUGAUAUGAAAAAUUAAAUCUUGUUCUUUAACAGCAUCUUUAUCAUAGCCAGCUGUUGACUCUGCAUAUUUCCUUUCUCUUCCAAAUUCACAACCUUCAAGUCACAUAUGAUAUGCUUAUAUAAAAAAUCCUGUUAAUUUAAAACUAUCAGAAUAAUCAUAGUAUUUAAUCUGACAUCUGGCUAAUAUUAAAAUUUGCAAAGGAUAGAUGGAAAGAACAUACUUAAUAAAGCACUCUACAUAUUAGGUUUAUGUUAAGUAUUAUCUAUACAUUUGCUAAUACUAAUCAUUGUUAGUCAUUGAUUCUAAUUUAAAAAUAGCUAUGUUAGAAAUGUAUGUUUCUCUACAAAAUUUGAGAGUAGCUAAGAAUCUCUGGAUAAUAUUAAGGUUGUAUAUUUCCCAUUUUGUGGCUAUUUUGUGACUUUUUCUUUGGGGGUAUUUGUUGGGACUUUAUUUUCAAUAUAUUUGCAUUUUCAUUUGAAGUUGAUAAUUACCUAGUUUUUGAGAAUUUUGAAGAAAAAAGAUCAACUCCUGAUUUUUAGGAUACAAACAAGCUAUUUUGAUGAUUAUCUGUGCAUAUGUCUAUAGUAUACAAUUUAACUUCUGUGACAUAUAGCUGUUCUGUAACUUUGUUUAUGCUUUUCCCAGAAGGACUUCCUUUUUGGAGUGAUGUGAUUUUCUAAUAACUAGCUCCAAUCUUCCCUUUUAAAAAUACAGAUAACUGAAAAUUUGAUGUCAUAAAUAUAUAUUUGGUACCUGAGAUUUUCUCUAAACAAUACUAAAACAGAAAAAUUACCGCAUGUACUUAAAGGAGCAGGCUAAUAUUAAACUCAGAUCUAAGAGUUUGGUAUUUCUUGGAUUUUCUCAAAGAUUUUUAGAUCUAUUUAUUACUACCAGACACUUCUAAUAUUUCUCCUUAAACUUAGUUCUAAAGAUGAAGAUGAGAAUUUUUAUCUAGAGUUCAUCCACACAAUAAUGUCAUAGAAACAAAAACCCAUGAGUAAAUAAAUAAAA
Monodelphis domestica (gray short-tailed opossum) is the source of this 5453-nucleotide messenger RNA. RefSeq names its product neuromedin B receptor (gene NMBR). Gene Ontology annotation, molecular function: bombesin receptor activity. Gene Ontology annotation, cellular component: plasma membrane. Gene Ontology annotation, biological process: bombesin receptor signaling pathway. NCBI's taxonomy places the organism in Eukaryota, Metazoa, Chordata, Mammalia, Didelphimorphia, Didelphidae. The record is from RefSeq and is a predicted model, not a curated record.